AUGGCGGAGGUGGCGCCGCAGCUGACGCCGGAGGAAGAGAAGCAAACCAUCAGGGAUAUUUCUGUUGCCGCCGAAGCCCAGAUUAAAGUCGGCGAUACAUUCUAUCUAAUCAACCAGCGAUGGUGGCAUGAUUGGCUCGGGUAUGUAAAUCAAAGCCAAACCAGCAAUGUGAAUGAUGGAUCUUCUUCUGAGCAUCAUGAUUCUGUCAGCUCAACUGUGUUGAAGAGGCCGUCUUACAUUGAUAAUUCUGACUUAAUUGAUGAAUCAGUAUCUGAGGACUCUGCCGUGGGUACUGAACUUCAUGAUACCUUAGUUGAAGGCACUGAUUAUAUACUGCUGCCACAAGACGUCUGGAAUCAGUUAUAUUCAUGGUAUGGAGGUGGUCCUACGCUCGCUCGAAAUGUAAUCAACACCGGGCUUUCACAGACAGAAAUGUCAGUAGAAGUAUAUCCUCUACGACUCCAGUUGCAUUUGAUGCCCAAAGGGGAUCAUACUUCGAUACGAAUUAGCAAAAAGGAAAAAGUUGGUGAACUUCACCGAAGAGCUUGUGAAAUUUUUGAUCUUACACCUAAACAAGUGUCGAUUUGGGAUUACUUUAGUCACCAAAAGCAUGCACUGAUGAACGACAUGGAAAAGACACUUGAUGAUGCAAAUAUCCAAAUGGAUCAGGAUAUCUUGGUAGAGGUUAAUGACGGUAAAACAGGGGCUGUUUUGAGCUCCAAUCACGAGAACGGAUCUGCUCAAAAUGGGAGCCUAGGGACUGCACCUUCACAGGCAAAUCUCCAAACUUCUGGAGGUUUGUCUGCAAGCAAGUAUUCAUCCAGAAAUGGUAACUCAGAAGUCCAGUUGCAGAACUUAAAUGCGGAGAGGGCUACAAGGGGGUCUUCUUGUGGUCUCACUGGACUGUUGAAUCUUGGGAACACUUGUUUUAUGAACAGUGCAAUACAGUGCCUCGUCCAUACACCAGAAUUUGCUCAGUAUUUUCGUGAAGAUUACCAUCCAGAAAUAAAUAAACAGAAUCCUCUGGGGAUGGUGGGUGAGCUUGCUUUGGCAUUUGGCGAUUUACUCAGAAAAUUGUGGGCACCAGGGCGAGCUCCAGUUGCCCCUAGGCCAUUUAAAAAUAAGCUGGCUCGCUUUGCACCACAGUUCAGUGGAUGCAGUCAACAUGAUUCACAGGAACUCCUUGCUUUUCUGUUAGAUGGACUUCACGAAGAUCUUAAUCGUGUCAAACACAAGCCAUAUAUAAAGUCACGAGAUGCAGAUGGCCGACCUGAUGAAGAAGUUGCGGAUGAAUACUGGGCAAAUCAUAUUGCCCGUAAUGAUUCAAUCAUUGUGGAUGUAUGCCAAGGUCAAUAUAAGUCAACUCUUGUUUGUCCUGCAUGUAACAAAGUUUCUGUUACGUUCGACCCGUUCAUGUAUCUGUCCUUGCCACUUCAACCAGCUACCUCUCGUAGUAUGACUGUAACUGUUUUUACUUGCAAUGGAAGUGCUCUGCCUUCGGCUUACACAGUAACUGUACCGAAGCAGGGGCGUUGUAGGGAUUUGUCUCAAGCGCUCAGUAAUGCUUGUUCUUUGCAACUCAAUGAGAAGCUUCUGCUUGCAGAGAUCAGAGGUCACUUGAUUUACCGAUUCCUGGAGGAUCCAUUGAUAUCACUAUCAUCCAUAAAAGAUGAUGACCACCUCACGGCAUACAAGAUCCCUAAAGUUCAGAAGAAAACAAAGUUCCUCCAGUUAAUACACCGACGUGAAGAACAACACGGUGCUGGAAAUUCUCAAAGCACUGUCGGGUGGAAGCCCUAUGGAACCCCUCUCGUCUCGCCAGUAUCCUGUGACGAAACCAUCACCAGAAGUGACAUCCAACGGAUAGUUCACACUAUGCUCUCCCCAAUGCUAAGAACCAAAAACCCUGGACCAGUAACUGCUAGCAAGGCAUCAUCAGCUCAAUCUCACGCCGAUCCCAAAGCUUCUGGUCCAAGAAAAGGUGAUGUUGGGGCCUCCAAGCUUCCACUUCAGUUGGUAGAUGAAAAUAACGCUUGCAUUGAUCUAACUGUUGGUGGAGAUAUGGUGGUCAAGCUGUCCUCGUCCUCCAUGUCGAUUCUUGUGUUUGUUGACUGGUCCCAGAAGCUUCUGGCAAAUUACGAUACUACCCACAUUGAGAAUCUGGCAGAAGUUUGGAAGGCCGUGCAUGUGAGCAAGAAAGCUCGCACUGAACCUCUUUCACUGUACACUUGCCUUGAAGCUUUUCUACGUGAAGAGCCAUUGGUCCCUGAGGACAUGUGGUACUGCCCUCAAUGCAAGGAGAGGCGCCAAGCAAGCAAGAAGCUGGAUCUUUGGAGGCUCCCCGAAGUUCUUGUUAUCCACUUGAAAAGAUUCUCUUACAGUAGGUCCAUGAAGCAUAAGCUCGACACGUUUGUGAAUUUUCCCAUUCACGACUUUGAUUUGACGAAUUAUGUUGCAAACAAGAACAAUACCCAGCGCCAGAUCUAUGAACUCUAUGCCUUGACAAAUCACUAUGGUGGCAUGGGAAGUGGGCAUUACACAGCACAUAUUAAGCUUUUGGAUGAGAACAGAUGGUACACUUUUGACGAUAGCCAUAUCUCACCAAUCAACGAGGAUGAAGUUAAAUCUGCUGCUGCUUACGUUCUGUUCUAUAAACGGGUGCAUAAAGAUAGAUCGUCUGCAAGUAAUGGAGUUCACCCUACAAUUGGAGGCCAAAACAUCUCGACUACUAGCUAG
Molecule: messenger RNA, 2736 nt
Organism: Striga hermonthica
Lineage: Eukaryota; Viridiplantae; Streptophyta; Magnoliopsida; Lamiales; Orobanchaceae
Source: the annotation of a GenBank genome assembly